GGUAACUGUGAAUGUGUAACUGUCAAAAAUAAUUUUUAUUUGACAAGCGGGAUUGAGACUCAAAUUUAGGCCUCGGGAGGAACUGCAUGAUGGAAAUCAAACCGCACAGAGUUUUAUAUUCCUCUGCAAAACUGUUUCUACAGUUUAAGCAUACAGUCGGCACUUGUCGUCGUGGCAGCAAAUUGUUUUCUCCUUUGACAUUGGCUGCUUCCCUGCAAACCAGUGCUUUCGUUAGGAAGGCCCGCUUCUCCCAAUUUCAUCAAUAUUCCCAUUGUGCAUCCCAAAGUAAAAGAAAUUUAUCGACGAAAUUGCCGAUUUCUCGUCCCGGCCAGAUCCUCACUUGUAAAGCUGCUGUGGCAUGGAAGGCAGGGGAGCCCCUGAAGAUUGAAAGAGUUCAAGUGGCACCUCCACAGGCCAAUGAAGUCAGAAUCAAAAUCGCUUACACUUCCUUGUGUCGCACAGACCUUGUUUUCUGGCAAGCAAAGGGCCAAACUCCUAUUUUCCCACGCAUCUUUGGACAUGAAGCCGCCGGAGUGGUGGAAAGUGUGGGAGGAGGAGUAACCGAUCUGAAGCCGGGCGACCAUGUUCUGCCUGUGUUUACAGGGGAGUGCGGAGAAUGCAGGCACUGCAAAUCAGAAGAGAGCAAUAUGUGUGAUUUGCUAAGGAUUAACACGGACAGAGGAGUCAUGCUUAGUGACGGCAAAUCUAGAUUUUCUAUCGGAGGAGAACCCAUUUAUCACUUCCUGGGAACAUCAUCAUUCAGUCAAUACACUGUAGCACACGUUGGCUCUGUUGCCAAAAUAAACCCUGCCGCUCCUCUCAACAAAGUGUGCAUUCUAAGUUGCGGUGUCUCCACAGGGAUGGGCGCUGCAUUAAAUGUGGCCAAGCCAAAGAAGGGUUCGACUGUAGCAGUAUUUGGUCUCGGAGGUGUUGGACUUGCGGCCGCUGAAGGAGCAAGAAUUGCUGGAGCUUCCAGAAUUAUAGGCAUUGAUUUUAACCCUGGAAAAUAUGAAAAAGCAAAAGAGUUUGGAGUAACGGAAUAUAUAAAUCCACGAGAUCAUCGAAAACCUGUUCAACAAGUAAUUGCAGAAAUGACUGAUGGAGGAGUAGACUACAGUAUCGAGUGCACGGGGAAUAUUAAUGCAAUGAUUCAGGCAUUCGAAGCUUGUCAUGACGGGUGGGGCGUUGCAGUUUUAGUUGGGGUGCCUAGUUCAGAUGCAGUUUUCUCUACCAAUCCUGUAAAUUUUCUGAGCGAGAAAACCCUAAAAGGAACAUUCUUUGGGAACUAUAAGCCCAGGACAGAUCUACCAGGUUUGGUGGAUAAAUAUAUGAACAAAGAGAUUAAUCUAGACAAGUUCAUUACUGAUGAAAUCCCUCUUUCUGAGAUCAACAAGGCAUUUGAUUAUAUGCUGGAAAAAAAGGGCCUGAGAUGUAUAAUUAAUAUGGAAGAUUAGACAGUUAGGGAAACCUGAGUAGUUUGGAAGGUUCUGGUGAAAAGCUUUUCAAAUGUUUACUUUUUUAAGUAGAUUUUUGGAGUUUCUAUUGAAGUGAAUUGUGAACAAAGUCCUCCAGUGAUCACUGAUGUUACAUUGUUACUCUUGUUUUAGCCUAUUUGCAAACAUUUUAUUUAAUUAUUCAAUUACAUAUAAUAUUGCAUUUAA
Cryptomeria japonica (Japanese cedar) is the source of this 1661-nucleotide messenger RNA. RefSeq names its product alcohol dehydrogenase. Gene Ontology annotation, biological process: formaldehyde catabolic process. Gene Ontology annotation, cellular component: cytosol. NCBI's taxonomy places the organism in Eukaryota, Viridiplantae, Streptophyta, Pinopsida, Cupressales, Cupressaceae. Bases 87 to 1454 code for a protein of 455 amino acids. The record is from RefSeq and is a predicted model, not a curated record. The transcript has 11 exons. Gene Ontology annotation, molecular function: zinc ion binding; S-(hydroxymethyl)glutathione dehydrogenase [NAD(P)+] activity.